AUGGCUUCUAGGGACAACAAUGUAUUUUUAAAGGGUGGUAGAUUAUUUCAGCAAUGGAUUGUCGACAGUUAUGUGAAAAUUGAAAAAGAUAGGAGAAAUUUCUCUCGAAAUAAUCAAAAGAAACUUCGUGCAGAUACUUACGAAGGUCUAAUUGAUCAUUUACAAAAAAGAGCUAAUGAUUUGAACAAUGAAGUUGGGAAAAUUGUAAUACUUCUAUCAUCUUUCACAGGUUCUCCGAGAAAUAUGUUACAGCAUUACCAAGAUGCAAUGGCUAUUGAACAAUUAUUUGGCGAAGUGAUUGCUUAUGUGUAUGUCAUUGAAUAUCAAAAACGUGGAUUGCCGCAUAUGCAUUUAUUAGUGACUUUGAAACAAAAUUAUAAAAUAACAACACCCGAGAUUGUAGACAAAUAUAUUUCGGCAGAAAUUCCAAGUCAAUCAGAAAAUGUUAUACUUCAUGACAUCGUUAUGAAAAAUAUGAUUCAUGGCUCAUGUGGAAAUUGGUGUAAAGAUAAUAAUAGUAAAUGUUUGAAAGGUUUCCCAAAACAAUUCUGUUCUGUGACAAUAAUGGAUGAAAACGGAUACCUAACGUAUCGCUGCCUUAAUACAGGACAAUACGAUCACCUAAAUGGAGGAACUACAGAUAAUCAAUACGUUAUUCCAUACAAUCCUACAUUACUUCAGUUAUUUAAUUGUCAUAUUAAUGUAGAAGUAGUUUCAACAUGUGAUAGAAUAUUUGGUAGACCAUUACAGAGUAAAAGUCAUUCUAUUCUUCGAUUACCUGUUCAUUUAAUUAAUCGGCAUACUGUAACCAUUAGUGAAGAAGCAAAUGAUGAUGCUAUAAAUGAAGCUUUACAGAAACGGACUAUGUUAUUAGAAUAUUUCGAUUUAAAUAGGCGUGAUCCACAAGCUAGACAAUAUACAUAUGCAGAAAUUCCAUGUUAUUAUGUUUUUAAGAAAGAAGGUGGUGAAAAUGCAUUAAAAUGGGUGAAGCGUAAAGGGUCAUUUAAUGUCAUUAGACGGAUGUAUUCAAUUUCGCCCAGUCAAUCAGAACUGUUUCAUCUUAGAUUACUUUUAAUAGUAGUUAAAGGCGCUACAAGUUAUGAUGAUCUGCGAACUGUCAAAAAUAUUUUACAUGCAAUUUUUCGUAGUGCAUGUUUAGCAUUAGGCCUUAUUGAAGAUGAUGGAGAAUGGGAACGUGCUUUGACAGAAGGAGAAGUAUGGAUGAUGCCACAACAAUUAAGACGUUUAUUUGUGCAAAAUCAAGCGAACAACGAAAUGUCAUUGCAACAACAUAAAGAGAUUGGUGAAAUGCAAUAUGUGAAACUGAAUUCCAAACAGAAGGAUAUUGUUGAUGAAGUAUUAAAUGUAGUUAUUCAAGAUAAAAGAAUACCAUCUUCUUCAUGUUAUUACAUUGAUGGACCAGGAGGAAUGUCAUUACAGAGAAUGAUGGUUGGUGUAACAAUUGACAUACGAGCUCAUUCCAGAAAAUGA
This is a messenger RNA of Leptopilina heterotoma, 1491 nucleotides long. RefSeq lists its product as uncharacterized. The transcript is spliced from 5 exons. NCBI's taxonomy places the organism in Eukaryota, Metazoa, Arthropoda, Insecta, Hymenoptera, Figitidae. The record is from RefSeq and is a predicted model, not a curated record. Bases 1 to 1491 code for a protein of 496 amino acids.